AGUUGACAAAUGGGGAAAAGGAAGUCAAGGGCUAAGCCCCCGAAGAAGCGAAUGGACAAGCUUGAUACUGUCUUCAGCUGCCCCUUCUGCAACCAUGGAACAAGUGUUGAAUGCCGAAUUGAUAUGAAGAACUUGAUUGGUGAGGCUUCUUGUGGGAUUUGCCAAGAGAGUUUCAGCACCACCGUAACAGCUUUAACUGAACCCAUAGACAUCUAUAGUGAAUGGAUUGACGAAUGUGAGCGGGUCAACAGCCUCGAAGAUGAUGGUGCUUAGGAAGCUGCUUAGAUGUUCGUAAUUCUGGUUCUCUUCUGGACGGGGAGAGCAAAACCAGAGAAUAAUAAUGUGUGAUUAUUGUGUUAGCAUGCAUUGAGAGAACCUUGUUGGUGAUGGGGUUGUAUUCCUGACUCCCUUAUAUGGGAGAGAUCUAUUGCACUUACUAUGCUUUUUCAGAUGACGUUGGUAAUAUAUGAGCUUUGCAACGUGGUUUGUGGUUAUAAA
Juglans microcarpa x Juglans regia is the source of this 498-nucleotide messenger RNA. Its product is annotated as transcription elongation factor 1 homolog. Lineage: Eukaryota; Viridiplantae; Streptophyta; Magnoliopsida; Fagales; Juglandaceae. Gene Ontology annotation, biological process: transcription elongation by RNA polymerase II. Gene Ontology annotation, molecular function: RNA polymerase II complex binding. The record is from RefSeq and is a predicted model, not a curated record. Gene Ontology annotation, cellular component: transcription elongation factor complex.